GACUUUCUUUUUGGAACCAAAACUCCUAUACUUACAAUCUUACAUCUUCUCAGUUCCUAGCAACAUUGAACUAUUCUCUCUGUAAGAAGAUUGGUCUAAGCACUGAGCAAAUUAGCAAUCACACUGAUUUUUAAACUUUCUGCAGGAAAUAGCACCUGCAACAUCUUGAGGUUACUUUUGUUUUAAUGGAAGACCACCAUAUCUUAAGAAGAAACCUUCAGGAGGAGAUACUAACAUACAAAUACAUAAAUGGAUAUCCAAUGUUCCAAAUCAUGGAAUAUUUCAAGAGUGAAAAGGAGAAGCUGAUUUCAAAUCUUGAUCACGUGCAGAAAAAGGUUGAAGCAACGAGAAAAACAACAAAACUCAAUGAUGCUAUUUCAGAGUGGCUAAAUGAUGCAGUGAAACUCACAGAGGAGGUGGAGAAUCAAGAAAUUGAAAUAGAAUCAGAGAUGGGAACUCCAACCCCAGAUGAGUAUUCUUUCACUCAUAUAAUUGGGACCAUCUAUGAGCUACACUGUGACAUAAUAAAGAAAAUGAAGAAGUUGAAUGCCAAAUGUGAAUUUGAAUCAUUUUCAAGCCCAAUUCCAGGUUUAGUGUACUUCUCUUCUGGAAACUUCAUGUGUUUCAAGUCUACAGAAAAAGCUUCAAAUGAAAUUUUGGAAGCACUUCAAGAUGAUAGUAACUUGAUAGUUGGAUUGUAUGGAAGGAAAGGCUCAGGGAAAACAACACUAGUGAAAACAUUGGCUGAGAAAGCCAAGUAUUUGAAGAUUUUCAAUGUUGUUAUAUUUGUCAUUGUACCUCCAAAUCCAAACAUCAAGAGGAUUCAGGACCAAAUUGCUGACUCAUUGAAUCUGAAGUUAGACAAAGGUACUGAAUUUGAAAGAGCAAGACAAAUUUACCUAACAUUAUCAAAUAUGGAUAGAAUGCUUGUGAUACUGGAUGAUGUUAGAACAAAGCUUGAGCUAGAGGAUAUAGGUAUUCCUUGUGAUAACAGUGAAGGGAACAAGAUCCUUUUGACCACUCGUCGCAAAACUCAGUGUAACUUAAUAGGGUGUCAAAGGAAGAUUCAUUUAGGUUCAAUAUCGAAAAGAGAAGCUUGGAAGUUGUUCAAGAAACAUUCAAGUAUAGAUAAUGAGACUCCAUCUAAUAUAUCAAAAGUGGGACAUGAAGUUGCUGUUGAAUGUCAAGGAUUACCUGGUAGAAUCAAAGAUGUGGGAACUUCCUUAAAAAGUGAACCGAUUGAGCAUUGGAAUGAGUUACUAAACAGUUUGAGGCAUUCAAUGGCGCGCUACCAGAUUUAUAUCAGCUUUAGAGGAGAGGAUACCGGCUGCUCUUUUGCCGGCUAUCUCUACCGGGCGUUGUGCCGGGAGGGAUUCAAGACCUUUAUGGAUGACGGGAGACUGGAAGGUGGAGACGAAAUUUCACCUUCUCUUGUUAAAAUGAUUGAAGCCUCGAGGCUCUCGAUUGUUGUUUUCUCUCAAAACUAUGCGAAAUCAUGCUUGUGUCUUGAUGAACUUGCUACAAUUCUCAAGUUUAAGGAGACAAAGAACCAGGUGGUUUGGCCAAUUUUUUACAAAGUGGAACCGACUGAUAUAAGACAUCAGAAAAAUAAUUAUGAAAAAGCAUUGGCUGAGCAUGAUGAAAAAUUUGCGAAUGAUCCUGAGAAAGUGCAAAGAUGGAGGUCAACUUUGUCUAAAAUUGUUGACAUGUCUGGAUUUUCCUAUACUGCCGGGUAUGAAUAUAAAUUUAUCCAAGACAUGGUGGAAAGGGCCAAUAAUAUCAAAAAAUAUGACUUGUAUUUACAAAGCUGGGAUAUGGACUAGAAGGAAGACUUGGGCACAUAACACGAGUCAUUGCUGGCUAUGGAAUGGAGUGUGGCUGUAAUGUGCAUGUUCAUUUGUGGAAGUUGCUCGGGACUCAUUCUAUAUUCAUGAAUAAACUCAAAAAUUUAGGUUUUGACAAAAAUAAAAAGACCAAAAAUUUUUAGGUGAUUUUGUUUUGGGAAGAAUCUUUUGCUUACCAUUAUCUUUGUAUCAUAAGUUUUUACAAAGCUAUAUCUAUUCAAUA
This is a messenger RNA of Lotus japonicus, 2067 nucleotides long. RefSeq names its product probable disease resistance protein At1g52660. The transcript is spliced from 3 exons. Gene Ontology annotation, molecular function: ATP hydrolysis activity; ADP binding. NCBI's taxonomy places the organism in Eukaryota, Viridiplantae, Streptophyta, Magnoliopsida, Fabales, Fabaceae. Gene Ontology annotation, biological process: signal transduction. The coding region runs from base 186 to 1823 and encodes 545 amino acids. The record is from RefSeq and is a predicted model, not a curated record.